AAGAGAUCCCCCCCGGACACGAACCAACACGCGAACCACCAUGCGAACCACCACGCAAGCAUCCAAUACGAACAGUUAGAGAAACUGAAGCAGACGAAGGUGUUGCUGAGUGAGAAGCUCAUUAGACAUGACUGGUCUCAGACGGCCGACCGCGUUUUCUUAACCCUCUACAAGAAGGGCCUCCGUGAAAGCGACUGCCUCUACUACGUCGAAGAUGGUCAUCUCUCAUUAAUCAUAAAAAUGGACGGGGACGAGAUUUACCUCCUCGAAAAACGACUCUUCUCAAAAAUAAUUCCCCACCGGACCAGCCUUUCCGUAACGCCAAUGAAAGUCGAAGUUACACUCGAGAAGCUCCAACCAGACGUUGAAUGGUCCCAACUCGAAAAACUCGAGGAAAGCGAAAAGGACAAACCGAACGGACUAGCCAAAGACAAGGAAAACCUCCUAAACCCGUUCAGUGGAAAAAGCACCCACGAGUGGGACAAGCUAACAAAGUCCAUAAAGGAAGACGAAGACGAGGGAAGCAUCGACACCUUCUUCCGGAAAAUAUACAACGAGGGCGACGAUGAUACGAAGAGGGCCAUGAUCAAGUCGUUUCAAACCUCCCGGGGAACGGUCCUAUCCACAAAUUGGAAAGACGUCCAGCAUAAGAACUACGAACAGGACAAACCGCUACCCGACGAAAAG
This is a messenger RNA of Plasmodium coatneyi, 687 nucleotides long. Its product is annotated as SGT1-like protein. Gene Ontology annotation, molecular function: protein-folding chaperone binding. The record is from RefSeq and is a predicted model, not a curated record. NCBI's taxonomy places the organism in Eukaryota, Apicomplexa, Aconoidasida, Haemosporida, Plasmodiidae. The annotation marks the transcript as partial. The transcript has 8 exons.